GUGUGAAGGCAAUACCUAAGGCGGAAAACAAGAGGGUUAUAUUUUAGUUUUUAAUAAAGUCCAUAAAAUUAGACAAAGAUACUAGAGAAUUUAAAUUGUUUAGUCAUUUCAUAGCAGUUUCAUAUAAGCCUGGUUAGCCGGGCUGGCUCUUUUUGCCAGGCUAAAUCAGCUCGCUAUAGAUUUCACAAAAAGUCAACGUUCUAUUUGCGUUGCUAAUUACUUUAGAAAGAUGUAAACAUUAUUAAGCACAACUAUAAAUCUUUUAUUCUACUUUCGUAUGUGGCGAGACAAUUUUUGAUAUAAUUAGGUUGUGGUUUCUUGACGUCACAACAAUAAGGUUAUGACAUAUGACUUUUAGCGAAGUUAAUACAGUAGUUAUUAAGAUUGGCGCCAUAAUCGUUUUUUUUUAAUGAACUACAUAGAGACGGAUUAAAUUUUUGUAUGUCUUUGAACUUUCUUUUUUUAAAAUUUCUUUCACUUGCACAAUAAUUUCUUGAUUUUGUUUAUACUUUUGUGAAGAAAUUGUUUAACUGGAAUUCCAUUAACCUCGUCCCCAGGUGUGGACGAGGUUAAAGUUCGACCACUUUGACACUAGUUUGUUCUAAAUUAGCAGUAAGUUGAUAGUGAAUUGUGCAAAAAAACCCGUGAAAAAUUUUUUUUCUAAAAAAAUUUUUGUUUAUUCAUUUUAAACAUUUCAAAGGCGGCGAGACAAGAAAAAACAUUUGCAGUAUUUCUUUAUAUAACGAAAGAUUUAAGCAGAAACACUUACUUCUACAAAAUAUAUUUACCAGCCAUUAUUAAAGAGGCUACGAACCGGUUAAAAAGCUCACAUUCCGUAUAUCCUGCACACAUAUUAAAAAUCCGGCAAAGGCGUUUUGCGCAAUGAACAGACCACCGCACUAUGCUCGCUGGUUCAAUAUUUUUUUUUCGAAAAGUAUAUUACAAAGAAAUAUUUCAGCAAGACUCAUUCUGGAUGAAAACAUGACCAAGGCUGGAGAAGAUAAAAUUCUAGAUAUAUCUAUAUGUUCGAGUCUGUAAAGUACAUACAUGCCGGAAAACUAGCCAUUUUUGCUUUUCACCGCCAUCAGCUUGACUUUCGUGUAAGUCACUAAAGUCGAAAACCAACAGCCAUUCCGUAGCCCCUUUAACUUUAGGAUCCUGUAUCCUCUGGGUCCCCUUUAAAGGUCCUGGGUCCUCUUUAAAGGUCUUGGGUCUCCUUUAGGGUUCCGGGUGCUAUAUCCUCCUUCAGGGUCCUGAGUCCUUGAUCCUACUUUUAAGUCCUGCGUCCCGGUUUUCUUGUUUCUGUUUGUCAUAAAGAAACAUUUUUUAAAUUAAAUAACCAAACAUCAGCGAAACUUCUUAUCUAAAUAAUCAAAUUAUAUCAAGAAGAAUAUAUCGCCAUUUUUUCAAUUUUAAUUUUAAUAUGGGAAAAAGCAAGGGAAAAACUGCCUUGAUUACCUACUGUAAAAAAAAGAGGUAAGCCAUUACGUCCAAUAAAGAGCGGCUACACUUAUGCCAGUAAAUUUAAUGAAGGUUUUUACAUCAGAACAGGGAGAAGACGCCAUAGAGAUUAAGAUAGAUAUGGCUGUCGUCAAGGUUGAUAGACAAGGUUUUGUUUCUCAAAUAAUGGUGUUGUUGAAAAGUAAGAAGUAAAAAAUACAUUCAGGUUCGAAACUCUUCUGAUAUGAAUAUAAAAUCGCACAGGAAACAGACCGAAAAAUUUAUUGUAUUCGUAUAAACAGUUUUUUUCCAGUUCGUUAACGAUCUCACUAAGACUCCCCAGGGCGAAGAAAAGCAACCCUUUUAUAAGAGUUGUAAACUAACACACGGAAUAUAUGAUUAGGUAGUAGACUAAAGAACGGGGGUUCGAAAAAUAACAUACGUAUAACAAUUUCGUACACCAUGAAAUAAAGAUUUAAAACGUUUUUCUCCAUCAAGUAUUCAAAGUUAUAUAUAUUUCAUUGCUCUUACUUUUAAUAAAUCAGAGGAUUAAAGCGAUCAUCGGGUUGACUUUAAAGAUAUACGCACCCCCUGGCGAUAAAAACUGUAAACCCUCAUUCUAAUUAAAGAAAUUUUACAUAAUUAAUAAACUAUUGUGGCAGAGACUCUUUAGGAAAAAGAAGAAGAUUUCAUUCAACAUUAAAUUAAAACUAUUCUGCACAUGUCGAGAAGUAGACAGCUGCUUCGCGUAUUUGUAAACUUUGAAAUUCUCUCAGUUAGAUAUCGUGGUACUCUGCGAACUUAUUAAUAAAAUGCUACUUUCCCGCUAGCCUAUCAUGAAAAGAAUAUCUACAGGUAUGCUACUGCAGUGGUUUCUAUUCACUCAUUGUAUCGCGAUAGCAUUGGGAGGAGAAUGCUCAAAGCCUCUCGGUAUGGAAGAUGGCACAAUAAAAGACGAACAGCUGAAUGCUUCCCAUUGGCUAUAUUUUAAGACUGGAUCGAGUGAUCAUUACAGCGCAAAAUUAGCACGCCUAAAUGUGAAAUCACCUUUGGGAGGAGGAUGGUGUUCAGAAGAUAACAGCGAAUACAAAAAUCAAUACAUUGAAAUAGACUUAUUGAUAAACAAAAAAUUGACUGGUCUGUCAACCCAGGGUCGCGCUGGUACCGCAGCAGAAUACGUGCAGUUUUACCAUAUUACCUAUCAACGAGAUGGGGAAGAUUUCUUUCGAACGUACAAUACAUCAGGUGCUUGGAAGGAGUUUAAAGGCAACGAAGACAGUUCAACAGUGGUAAAACACACGUUUGAGAAAUCUUUUAUUGCAAGAAGAAUACGACUCUACCCACGUGGGGAAGAAUUUACAAUUUACUGCUUGAGAAUGGAACUUUAUGGUUGCAAAUGGGCUCAUAGUGCAUCUGGCGUGUUUCAAUACAAUGCUCCGUUGGGAGGGGAGAGACAAGGUGUUGAUAUGAGAGAUUUACCGUAUGAUGGAGUAGUCACCACUGACCGGGUGGAAAAUGGUCUUGGUAAAUUAACUGAUGACGUUUAUGGUGUUAAAAGUUUAGUUGGAAGUCAAGGCUCCCCGUGGGUGGCUUACAAUGUUGAGAAACCCGAGUUAAAUUUUAAAUUUAGUGCCAAGAGGUUGUUAAAAAAGGUGUUGGUACAUGUAAACAACAAUGGGAAAGAUAUACAAAUAUUUGAUAGUGUAGAAAUACACGUUAGUUCCGACGACGUCAAAUAUACUCUAUUAACGACGUAUAAACCGAUUAAAGAACAGCGUCAACAUAUCGACGCUUUUGCCGUCAUAAUUAAACUAGAUUCCGACGUCGUCGCCAGGUACAUUCGAUUAAAGUUUAAGAAACAAAGCACGUGGUUAUUGCUCAGUGAGGUUGUAUUUAUGUCGGAUUCUUAUCCACCAAAACAAGUCAUUCCAAUACAAACCGUAAGCAAACCCCCGAUCAAAAUAUUUACUUCUGUUCCAGCAGUUGUGACAACAAAAAGAAAAAACGAGGUAGCACCUGAAGCGGAGCAAGAGUCAGCAAAAAGCUUGAGCUUUCCUGUCAUCCUAACUAUUGCACUUGUCACCAUCGUGCUUGCUGCCGUUGUUAGUAUUUUUAUUUACAAAUCAUACAACAAAAAGAAAAAGAAGAACACUCCUCCAAGGAACAUCACACCAACAAAACAGCAGCACUUCGAAUCACCAAACUCAAAACAAGAAAUGGCGCUGCUACACGAAGAACAUUUACUCGCGAUGCAGGAGCGACAGACCACUCUCCUUCACAAUGGCAUGUAUAUGCAACCAAAUAUACCAGUAAACCCAUACAAUAUUCCGUCUGUUAUGCAAGCCAACCAAUACGAUACACAACAACCUGCGCAAGCUAAGGUUUAUGAUACCCAUGUUGUAGUGGGGGUUUAGUUGCCAACACGGUUGGAAUAUCGUGGACAAACAAUAUUCUGCUGCAAUUUCUUUCAGUUUUUAUUCUUCUUCAGCUUUUAAAUACCUUGUACAUUUUCUUUAUAAACAAUUUGCUUCUUUCAAGCAAGUUUUUCAUAACCUUUCCGCGCGUGAGGGUAAAUGAGAGAGUAGCAAAACUUGUUUACGUCAUAUUUGGCUAUAUUUUGAAACUACUCUAUUGUUAUUAGAGUACUUCGAACUUCCAGCAGUAGUUAUAUUGCGUUGUUGUAAAAUCUGUUGCAUAUUUUUUAUUUCCUAAAAUAAAUAGGUCCAUAAAAUGUUUUAAAAAAUGAUUUUUCACAUUUGUAAAUAUAUAAAUAGAUCUUAAAGCAUAUGUAUAAUUUUAAAGAAGAUAUUUUCAAUAAACUGUA
Hydractinia symbiolongicarpus is the source of this 4264-nucleotide messenger RNA. Its product is annotated as discoidin domain-containing receptor 2-like. Bases 2277 to 3854 code for a protein of 525 amino acids. The transcript has 7 exons. The record is from RefSeq and is a predicted model, not a curated record. Lineage: Eukaryota; Metazoa; Cnidaria; Hydrozoa; Anthoathecata; Hydractiniidae.